Messenger RNA from Rana temporaria (common frog), 792 nucleotides. It is a transcript of the gene LSM10, whose product is annotated as LSM10, U7 small nuclear RNA associated. The record is from RefSeq and is a predicted model, not a curated record. Gene Ontology annotation, cellular component: cytoplasmic U snRNP body; nuclear body. Gene Ontology annotation, molecular function: U7 snRNA binding; histone pre-mRNA DCP binding. The transcript has 2 exons. NCBI's taxonomy places the organism in Eukaryota, Metazoa, Chordata, Amphibia, Anura, Ranidae. Gene Ontology annotation, biological process: mRNA 3'-end processing by stem-loop binding and cleavage. Bases 171 to 536 code for a protein of 121 amino acids.
GUCCUUUCCUCUGUCAGUCACGGAAGGUGACCAUUCCCCGGCAGAGAGCGAUCACGUGGCUCUUUGUGUCAUUUGCCCGGUAGAUAAGCGGGAAGAGAAGAUAGAGGAGAGACGUGUGGCGGGUUCAUAUCACACAGUGUAAUUGGAGGCUGCACUCAGGAGGUGUCAUAAUGGAAGUAAGCCACUCAAUAAAGGAGAGGACUAUUGCAGAAAAUAGCCUAGUCAUCCUUUUACAGGGACUGCAUGGAUAUACCACUACUGUGGAGCUGCGAGAUGAAAGUUCUGCUAAAGGUUCAGUUAUAAAUGUAGAUGCUUUUAUGAAUGUACGCUUAGAAAAGGUCACUUAUACAGACCGUCGGGGCAAGGAAUCCAAGCUGGAUGACUUGUUUAUCAAUGGACGCAAUGUGCGCUACAUCCAUAUUCCAGAGGAGGUGGACAUAAUUCAAACUAUUGAAGAGCAGCUAAAGAAAAUACAAGGCAUCCGUGGAUUUGGUGGAAAGGGAAGAAAAGAAUUUGUUUCAAAGAAUUACAAAUGAUGCCCACUUUACCCUGCUGUUGAACAUAACCAUGCUGCUGUAUAUCAUCUAGCCGUUUUACUAAGUAGUGUAAAAGAAAUACAAAGACAAUACAGUACCUGGUUACUGAGCAUAAAGAUCGUCCUGUAUAUUGUUAAAGGAAACAUCUUUUAAAUCACUUUGGUAAAACUAUGCAAUUAUUGUGAAAAUAUGAUUCUUUUUGCUACAUGGUAGCGUGCGAUUGUAUGAGAAAUGUGAUUAAAUGGCAUAAACAAUU